Arvicola amphibius (Eurasian water vole) is the source of this 785-nucleotide messenger RNA. RefSeq names its product GON-4-like protein. The transcript is spliced from 4 exons. The record is from RefSeq and is a predicted model, not a curated record. The coding region runs from base 77 to 622 and encodes 181 amino acids. NCBI's taxonomy places the organism in Eukaryota, Metazoa, Chordata, Mammalia, Rodentia, Cricetidae.
UCCGCUGGUGCAGAAGCGGAGUUUCCGCGGGAUCAGUCCGGCGUCUGAGGGAUGGACCAGAAGUGGGGCUUCUAAAAUGGUGCCCUGUAACAGGAGAAGAGCUACAGUGACAGAGUCUGUGCAGCAUCCGGAUGACUUAGACCUGGAGUCAGCUACGCAGCCCGAACCCGGCCGGCUUAAAGACUUGGGGUCAGAGUCACCGUCCUGGGGUCAGCAUCAGGAGAGUUCACUGUGCCCCGAGGUGCACUCCGUGCUUGAUGUAGAAAGUCAGCUCGGCAUGGAGGAUCCGUCUCACAGCUCUAAGAUGCUCACCCAGCAUGGAAACUUACCAGUUUUGGAAGCCGUUGAUGUAGCCAUCUCUCAGGAAGUCACCCUUCCUUCUGUGGAGUCUUCUCAUUCCCUUACUGUACACCUCGAUAAAGGGAGACUCCAGGCCACGGCCUCAAGGAAAUCGAAGAAAAUUGUCUUCCAGCCUGGGCAGGUUACCAGAGAAGACCCAGGAGAUCAUCCUGUCAUUGAGGAACCUACUUUAUUAGGAGAGCCUGGCGAAGUCAAGGCAGAAGGAGGACAGCAUUUUGUAAGCAGGCGAAGCAAGAUCACUUUCUGUGCCCCUUCAGACUGAACAUGAUGGCAGUGAAUGUUGUUACUGAAGAGCAAGAGAGUGAAGAGAGUGACCAGAGGAAAAAAACCAAAAAGGGCACCAAGAGGAAACGAGAUGGAAAGAGUCAAGAACAAGGGACGAUGGCUCAUGACCUGAAACUGGAUGACAUGCUCGAUCGGACCUU